CGGUGAGCUGGACUUACACAAAAAUGCAGCUGCUGUAAUCUGCAGAAUUUUUAUUAGUGUUUUUUCUUAAGUUUUUUUUAAAAAGUUGACUAAAUGGCAGCACAGCUAGACUUACUCUCCAGCAAUUGUGAUGAUAGCAUCUCUGCUGCAAGCACAUCUGAUGUCCAGGACCGCCUUUCAUCCCUUGAGUUGAGGGUCCAGCAGCAGGAGGAUGAGAUCACAGUGCUGAAAGCAGCUCUGGCCGAUGUGCUCAGACGCUUGACUCUCUCUGAAGAUCAGACGGCUUCUAUGAGAAAAUCAUCUCCUGGUAAAGGACAGCCCGCCUUGCGUGAAGCCUAUUCCCUGUCGUGCAUAACCAAUGGGAGCCCUAUGACCAGGAAACCAAUGCAUAGUUCUGCUCUGUCAGUUGCCAGGAAGGAAACACUUGCUUCCGCUGCUAAAAGUUAUGGUCUGAAAGAGCUAAAGAACAAUCCAGAGAAAAACAAGGAAACGCCCCAAGAAAAAGAGGCCGACGUCGAGACUCAAUCUAAUCAUCAAACUCUUCAAAAUCAAGCACAAACUUCUCAAAGCUCACAAUCUCCCCAAUCACAAAGACACACUCAAGAGAACAAGACCCCUUCUUCAGCCAAAAGUGUAAAGCGAGGAGCAACAAUUGAAAGGUCACAGAGCAGCACCUGGGAAGGUUCUGAGGAGAAUCGCAACAAGCUGUUGAGAGCAGCUUCGACAUCCAAGUUAAUAUCAAAACACAAAAAUGCAGAGAAAUCUAAGGAGCCAAUUGUCAGUCAAGCCCAAAGUUCACGCCGUGGAGCGUACAGCCAAGAGGGAGAUAUGAUCAAGAUGUUCAUGCGGGGACGUCCCAUCACAAUGUACAUUCCUUCUGAUGUAACAAAUUACGAUGAGAUCAAGUCAGAACUGCCUUCUGAGAAGCUGAAGCUCGAGUGGGUAUAUGGCUAUCGAGGGAGGGACUGUCGUUCCAAUGUCUACCUCCUCCCUACUGGAGAAAUUGUCUAUUUCGUAGCAUCUGUUGUGGUGCUGUAUAAUGUUGAGGAGAGGACACAAAGACACUACUUGGGUCACACAGAUUGUGUUAAAUGCCUUGCAGUUCACCCAGACAAAAUCAAGAUUGCAACAGGACAGAUAGCUGGAGUAGACAAAGAUGGAAGACCCCUACAGCCCCAUGUGCGAGUGUGGGAUUCAGUCAGUUUGCAAACAUUACAGAUAAUUGGUCUUGGAACAUUUGAAAGAGGAGUUGGUUCUUUGGCCUUCUCAAAAGCUGAUUCAGGUACCCAUUUGUGUGUAGUGGAUGACUCCAAUGAACAUAUGCUGACUGUGUGGGAGUGGCAAAGGAAAUCCAAAAUUGCUGAAAUAAAGAGUACCAAUGAGGCUGUGCUUGCGGCUGAUUUCCACCCUACAGACCCCAAUGCCAUAGUCACUUGUGGCAAGUCACACGUCUUUUUCUGGACAUGGAAUGGGAACUCACUGGCUAGAAAACAAGGAAUAUUUGGGAAAUAUGAAAAACCAAAAUUUGUGCAGUGUUUAGCAUUCCUAGAAAAUGGUGAUGUCCUCACGGGAGAUUCUGGUGGAAUUAUGCUUAUAUGGGCAAGAACAACUGUGGAAUCCACACAGGGGAAAGGACCCAAAGGAGUAUAUCAGAUCAGCAAGCAGAUUAAAGCACACGAUGGCAGUGUAUUUACUCUUUGUCAGAUGAGGAAUGGAAUGCUGCUUACAGGGGGCGGAAAAGAUCGUAAAAUCAUCCUGUGGGAUCACGAUCUCAAUCCAGAAAGAGAAAUUGAGGUUCCUGAUCAGUUUGGAGCCAUACGAGCAGUGGCUGAGGGGAAGGGAGAUCAGUUUCUGAUAGGCACAUCACGCAACUUCAUUUUGAGAGGAACCUUUAACGAUGGCUUCCAAGUGGAGGUUCAGGGUCACACAGAAGAACUCUGGGGUUUGGCUACACAUCCUUCCAAGGACCUUUUCCUGAGCUGUGCCCAGGAUCGUCAAGUUUGCUUGUGGAACUCUGUCGACCACACCCUGGAAUGGAGCAAAAUCUUAGAUGAACCAGGCCAUUGUGCUGAUUUCCAUCCCAGUGGUGUUGUGGUGGCUAUAGGAACACAUACGGGCAGGUGGUUUGUUCUUGAUGCUGAGACAAAAGACCUGGUUUCAAUACAUACUGAUGGAAAUGAGCAGCUGUCAGUGAUGCGGUACUCUCCAGGUGGCGAUUACUUGGCAGUGGGAUCCCAUGAUAAUUUUGUUUACAUCUACACAGUAUCCGAAAAUGGCAGAAAAUACAGUAGACAAGGAAAAUGUACUGGACAUUCCAGCUAUAUUACACACCUUGACUGGUCACCAGACACCAAGUACAUAAUGUCUAACUCAGGAGACUAUGAAAUCCUAUAUUGGGAUAUUCAAAAUGGCUGCAAACUGAUAAGAAAUCGCUCAGAAUGCAGGGAUAUGGAAUGGUACACAUACACAUGUGUUCUCGGCUUUCAUGUUUUUGGAGUGUGGCCCGAAGGCUCAGAUGGAACAGAUAUUAAUGCACUUUGCAGAUCCUACAGCAAGAAAGUAGUGGCUGUUGCUGAUGAUUUCUGCAAAGUCCAUCUCUUCCAGUAUCCCAUCUCUAAGCCUAAGGCUCCAAGCCACGUUUACAGUGCACACAGUAGUCAUGUGACCAACGUCAGCUUUACACACAGUGAUGGUCACUUGAUUUCAACAGGAGGAAAGGAUACCAGCAUCAUACAAUGGAGAGUGGCAGAGAAAGCCCCACUCCCAUUAAACGACAGCAGCCUCGAGCAGAAUGCUCCUCUUUCUCCUUCGGCAGGUCCAACAGAAAACUCACCAGUGUCUUAAAGCUUCACAAUUUGGAAGGUUCUUGGUUUAGCCAAUGAGGGAAAUGGUGACUGGGCAAAAUGAAUAGAGCUGCUGGAUUCAUGUUUUAUUCUGGUUUAAUCUUCCACUGAAAAGAUGGAAGGAUUCCCAAGGGCUUCACUUACAACCAAUGUCAAGUGACUUUAAUGACUGGCCAAAGUUCUUCUUGGGAAGAAAUUGCAACAGUUAAGGUAGAUAUUAGGAAAGCAAUUAAUUAAAAUCAGAGGUUACAGACUGUAAAUACUGGAAAAAAAAACUUCUGUGGUUGGGAUAUGCUGAAAUGAGUCUGCUUUGUAUUAUAAAGUUUUUUUUCUUUCAGUUAGAACUGAUAUGGUUGUAUAACAAACAACACUAACUGUUAACUUGUUCAAACAAAAUCAACUGUGCCAUAUUACCAGGCCAGUGCAUUGCCAAGAAUUGUGAAUGAGAUUGGCUUAAGUAGAGCCUUCCAGUAAGCUAUGCCUACCAUGAGCAUGGCACUGCCUUCUUGAAUAUUAAAUAUGCAAUGUCUUCACAUUACUAAUGUCUGUGAAUCGGACAUUUUUGCAAUUCUCUUCCAUAAUCUAUUUAAAGUAGACUUGCGUUUGUAUUUCCGAAGAAUUAAAAGUAUACCUCUGAAACUGAUCUAAAGUCAACAAAUACCUUCCAAUUGUUCUUGUAAUCAAUUGAAAUUAAUUAUCAGUAAAAGUUGUUUCAUCUAGGAAAUAAAAUCCGCAAUUCAGAGCAAGUCUUGGAAUUGGUAAAAUACAAAACUGCCUAGUUUUGUUCUCUCCUAGCCAUAUGAACUCCAAGACAAGUUGAUGGUAUAUUUGUAUUUUAUGCUGUACUGUCUUGGACUGUACACAUCCAAAUAGUUGCUAUGUGUUUGCAGAUUAACUCUGGUCAUAAUGAGUCAUGGAAAUAACAUGGCACUUAGACUAUCAGGAUUUCAAAGUAUAGAUUUGUUUUGUGUUUUAUGCAUUUUUCCUUGUUUGCUUCUAUUUUUUCAGAACUGUGCAGUUCUUUAAAUUAUGGAUUCACUUUGUACUAUCUGUACAAGAUAAUAACACUUACUGACAAUAUGCAAGGAAGCAUGUCAAAAUGAUCUUAUUUAUACUUUGAUUUGCAUAGAGCAAACAAUCUUUAUUUGAUUUGUUGAUCCAAUGUUUUAGGUUUAAGUAGAAGUUAGGGUUAGCAAUUUGUAGAUGUUGUCAAGUAUGUUUAAGUCUUAAGUGUGAAAUCAAGUGUUUACCAGAUCGUGCCAUUCCAAAGUGGAUCAGAACUGUCAUUCCCUUUGAAUCUGUUCUCAGGAUUAAUCAAUUACCAGGCAUCCAGCAACUGCUGAUCUAGAGAAAGUGCCUAGAUUGGCUCUAAAACCGUAGAACUCCUUUAGUCUCAUGUACAAUAGGUGCUAUCUGGAGAUGCUACUGCCAUGCCUUACAGCUACCAACUAACAGCCGCCAUUGAACCGAUGCAUCAGUCUGCAAUAACUUAUGGAAUUUAGAGUGGGAUUUACGUUGCUGUAUGAAAAAAACUCAGUGAUUGUAAGGGAAAUACAAUUGACCAAGGGUUUUCCAAUGUGUUGAUGUUAGAACUGUUAACGAUUUCAUGCAUUCCUGACAAAUGGCAUAAGAAUUGAAGAAAAAAAUAAAAGUGAUCAGAGUGAAUACUUGCCUCCUCCUGGUGCUUCUCUUGCUGGUCUUAUUGUGUUCUUCCUCAAUAGCAUUAAUUCUUAAAAUGUGUAUUAGAAGGGCCGGUCUGCUUAUUUGGAGGAAACAAGAUGGUGUAAAUGUUAAAAAAAAAUUGGUCACUUCAAUCCACGACUGUUUG
This is a messenger RNA of Callorhinchus milii (elephant shark), 4671 nucleotides long. It is a transcript of the gene eml4, whose product is annotated as EMAP like 4. Gene Ontology annotation, cellular component: mitotic spindle. NCBI's taxonomy places the organism in Eukaryota, Metazoa, Chordata, Chondrichthyes, Chimaeriformes, Callorhinchidae. The transcript is spliced from 25 exons. Bases 94 to 2844 code for a protein of 916 amino acids. The record is from RefSeq and is a predicted model, not a curated record. Gene Ontology annotation, molecular function: microtubule binding. Gene Ontology annotation, biological process: microtubule cytoskeleton organization.